AUGGAAAACAUAAAAGUUGCAAAGGUUGAAAAUGUGAAGUUUUUGAAUAAAGGCAAUGAGAUUAAUGGAACGCUACAUUUAACUGCUUAUCAUUCUAUUUUCUCUGAUGUGGAAGGGAAAAGAGAAAUAUGGACAGCUUACUCCAUGAUUAAUUUCGUUCGUCUGUGCCUUAAUGAAAAAACAUACUGCAUUCGAAUACAAUGCAGGGACUUUAUGUUUUACUGUUUGAAAUUUCAGAGCUCGACAGACGCCAUGGAUGUUUACGAUACUCUGCGAGAAUUGACAUCAGUAACUUCUGUCAAUCGUUUAUAUGCGUAUCAUUACAUGCCCACAGGAGGAGAAGGAAAGGUUCAAUCUGGAUGGGACUUGUUUCACCUCGAAAAUGAGUAUCGCCGUAUGGGUGUUGGUGACUCAAACCGUGCUGAAGGUGCUGGUACAAACUGGAGACUUACGAAAAUAAAUGAAAAUUACUUGGAAUGCCAAUCAUAUCCUCAAAUAUUGGCUGUUCCAACCAAUGUAUCCGACAGCGUUAUUCAUUACGGUUGCAAAUACCGAUCGAAAAAUAGGUUUCCUACAUUAACUUACCUUCAUAAAAAUUCUUUCUCUAUUACUCGAGCAUCGCAACCUUUGGUAGGGCUUCGGCAGAACCGGAGCGCACAAGAUGAAAAAGUUGUUGAAGCUAUAUUUGCUACGUCUAUUAUACCAGGAAAAGAGAACCUAAUUGUGGAUGCUAGACCGUCUACGAAUGCCAUGGCAAAUAUAGCAGUUGGGGCAGGAAGCGAAAAUAUGGAUCAUUAUCGAUUUGCAAAAAAAAUAUAUUUAGGGAUUGACAAUAUCCACGUUAUGCGCGAGUCUUUAAGUAAAAUAGUGAACGCUCUUCGGAAUACAGAUAUAAGUGCAGCAUCCCCUUCGGUUGAGCAAUUAAACAAAUCGAAUUGGCUGAAGCACUUGACAAAUAUACUACAAGGGGCUGUUUUGAUUAUCCAAACAGUUCACUUUCAGCAUGCUCACGUACUAGUCCACUGCUCGGAUGGCUGGGAUCGAACGUCUCAAUUAUGUGCUCUUCCACAACUUUGUCUUGACCCAUAUUAUCGAACCAUCCAAGGAUUUAUGAGCCUAAUAGAAAAAGACUGGUUAGCAUUUGGACAUAGAUUUGCCGAACGGUGUUGUCAUUUGCCUGGAAAGAGGAUCUUUUCUACUGAUAAUUCUUCACCAGAAGAACAACACACGACUACUUCGGUAGCCACUUCUACACUUCAGUAUACAUUUUGUACAUUUCGGUCUGCUCUUAGUGGAUUUGCCAUUGAUCACUCGGAGAAGAUGAGCUCUCCUGUUUUUCAUCAAUUCUUGGACUGUGUGUGGCAAAUUAUGAGACAAUUUCCCAAGUAUUUUGAGUUCAACGAACGAUUUUUGCGCCGGCUUUUGUAUCACUUGUAUUCGUGUCAGUAUGGGUCGUUUUUGUACAACUCUCAACGCGAACGUAAACAAUCUGCUGUGUAUCAGCAAACUCGUUCUAUCUGGGACUACUUUAUGUCUCGGAAAAAAGAAUUUACAAAUUUAGAUUAUGAAUAUUAUGAUGAUGUUUUACUUCCUAAUGCAACGGAUCUUAAAUGGUGGGCGUCCUCUUUUGGUCAGCCAGAUGAAAACAUGAACGUUGGCUUAUCCGAAGCCUCUUCUACUGGUUCACCUCUUGUUUCGUCAUCCUCAUGUCAAUCUGCUUCUGCAUCUGCAUCUGCUUCUGUUCCAGUGUAA
This is a messenger RNA of Schizosaccharomyces osmophilus, 1752 nucleotides long. It is a transcript of the gene ymr1, whose product is annotated as phosphatidylinositol-3-phosphatase, myotubularin family. Gene Ontology annotation, molecular function: phosphatase activity. The record is from RefSeq and is a predicted model, not a curated record. The transcript is spliced from 3 exons. Gene Ontology annotation, biological process: dephosphorylation. Bases 1 to 1752 code for a protein of 583 amino acids. Lineage: Eukaryota; Fungi; Ascomycota; Schizosaccharomycetes; Schizosaccharomycetales; Schizosaccharomycetaceae.